AAAUUCUCUGCGGAUGCACGGAUCUAUAUUGAACGGAUGUCAAUGCGAUGUCGUCUUUCAUUCAGACUGACUCCCAGCUGGUUCUAGCCAACUGAACACGGAUGUGGUGACGUUGCAUGAAUACAUCAGGUAGCAGGAACACCGUAUAAAAAGAGAAAGUUUCCAAGAAACCCAGUGAAGCAAUAGCAAGCGGCAGCAAGAGCACAAGAGCCAGCGAAAACUUUCAACGCUGCUUUCGCUGAUACAGAAAGUAUUAAAGAAGAUUUUUAUAUUUUAAAUCCUCCUUUUUAACUUACUGACCAACGCAUUCAGUACCAUGGACAGCAUCCGAGCGGCAGUUUACCUGAGCCUUUUCCUCUCGCUGCUUUGCGUCUGCAGGGGUCAGAUGUCACUGGACAACCGGCUGACCACGCAAGAGGAGCAGUUCAUCAAACGAGACCUGGCUGAGGCGCUCGAUGAACUUUUGGAUGGAGAUCAGGACAAUCGGAUAUCUGUGGAGAAAAAAGCUAGCGUCAUUCCAAGGUGUGACGUGGGCGAGCGCUGCGCCAUGAAACACGGACCGCGCAUCGGGCGACUAUGCGACUGUCUGCGAGGAACCGCCUGCAAUACUUUCUUCUUGCGCUGCUACUGAUGGAGCUCGAGCAACUCUCUUCUCUCUCAGGCUCUGUGCUUAGAAGCUCGUGACCGCAACCUCGUCUAUUUAAGUUUUAUUUUACGCGUGACAUGACAUGGGUGAUGAUGUACUGAUACUGUUGUAUUGUUCGUAUUGACUAUGUUUAAAUGUCUUUAUUUUCUGUUAAUAAAAUGUCUUUAAGGCUCA
Molecule: messenger RNA, 820 nt
Organism: Megalobrama amblycephala (Wuchang bream)
Lineage: Eukaryota; Metazoa; Chordata; Actinopteri; Cypriniformes; Xenocyprididae
Gene: cart4
Product: cocaine- and amphetamine-regulated transcript 4
Exons: 3
Coding region: 317-631 (104 amino acids)
Biological process (GO): G protein-coupled receptor signaling pathway; adult feeding behavior; positive regulation of MAPK cascade
Molecular function (GO): neuropeptide hormone activity
Source: RefSeq, a predicted model, not a curated record